AUGAGAAAAUUGGCACAAAGAGAACAUUCAAUAGGCAGACCAAGUGGUGGUCUUUUAACAGCUGUUAAUAAAAAGCACUCCGUUUUGCUGAUCGACGCUUCACCAUGGUGGAUCUUAAAGGAAAUCAAGCUUGGAGCUUCAACAAUCAUACUUGGGUCUGUAUACUUCCGUAAAUGUUUAGACCUUCAUUAUUUAUUAGAUACGUUGCAGGAUAUUAUCGACGACAUCAGAGCAACGCGUAAUUUUGACAUCUUUAUUAUUGGUGGUGACAUGAACGCCAAAGUUGGUCUACUAAAUCCCUGGCCAGCCGACCUCUUCACUGGAUCUCAACUACAUGACACUUUUUGCACUACGGAUGAUACUACGUGUGAAAGAGGCCGGAUGAUCACGGAUUUCAUGGUCGAAAACGACUUUGUGCUCAUUAAUGGAAGGUCAACCAGCGACAGCCCUGCUCAACCAACGUAUGACAACCUAGGUUCAUCAAUCAUUGAUCUUGUGUGGACUGAUAUUUCUUCCUUGCAUCUUAUAAAGGAUCUUGAGGUUCUCUUAGAGCCAUCUCUGUCGGAUCAUCACCCAGUUUGCCUAAGCAUUUCAUUGGAAGCCAUUCUCCACACAGAAGAAGAGUUGAAAACAAGAGAUUCGGGACUCAGUAAAAUUAAAUGGGCUGAAAGUGCCGCUGAUCAGUACCGAGAACACCUAUCAAACCGACUGACUUCUAUGGAUGCUCAGACCCUCUCUACAGAAAAAUUUCAGGCACUUUUACACGAUCACAUGUUCUCCGCUGCUACCAGUGCUAAUCUGGUCGUUAGAUUCGGCUCCACUGCGCGCAACUGGACUCUCCGCAAUCCCUGGUUUGAUGCAAGUUGCAAGGUAGCACGAAGUGAACUGCGAAAGGCCAUGAAAAAUCUAAAAAAAGACAGGAGUAACGCUGGUCUCAGGAACGAAGUCACCCUAAACAAGAAAAAAUACCGAGAAGUCUGUAAUGCUAAGAAAAAGGAUCAUGUAGAUUCCAUCAAAACGGCGUUCGAUAACGUAAAAGCUCCGUCCGAGUUUUGGGCGGCCGUCAGGAAGUUCAGCUUUAAACACGGCUCUAACUCGGAAAUUUCUAUCACCAGCUGGAACAAUUUUUACUCAGCGAUUUCCAAGCCAAGAUCUAUUUCAGCAUUCGUACCGCAUAACUGUACCAAUGAAACCUUGGACGCGGAAAUCUCGAUUGGAGAACUCAAUCGGACACUAAACUCACUAAAAGCUGGUAAAGCGGCAGGUCCCGACCUACUAACUAACGAGCUGUUUAAGAACUUACCAAUGCAACACAAAGAACUCCUAAGAGACCUAUUUAAUAGAGUACUCAUUGAAGAAAGAGUUCCGAAAAGCUGGGCAAAGAUUUGGUUGACAAUGCUGCAUAAAAAAGGGGCCAAGAACGACCCAAAUAAUUAUCGAGGGAUUGCCCUUAUCAAUAUAGUCACCAAAAUCUUCACAAAUACUCUAAAAAAACGCUUAGAUUUAUGGAUGGACAAAGAGAAUGCUUUACCCGACUCUCAGAUGGGCUUUAGAAAAGGCCGAUCCUGCACGGAUGCUAUUUUCACGCUUCGUAGUGCUAUACAAAUCCAAUUCCGACACAACGACGGCAGAGAAAUCUACGGAAUCUUCGUUGACUUCCAAAGAGCGUUCGAUUCUGUACCCCAUGCACGGCUCUGGCAAAAACUCCAAGCUCUUGGGGUCAGCAGUAAGUUUAUAAUGACAAUUAAAUCUUUGUAUGAUCAAGCGUCGAUGCAAGUAAGAUCCAAGGAAGGACUAUCGGACGAAUUUGAAGUCUCUGAAGGCGUAUUGCAAGGCGAGUCAUUAAGCCCAGAUCUUUUUCUGUUAUACUUGCAUGAUAUGGAGGAUUUCUUUCGCUCCAAGGGACUCUACGGGCUGGAUAUUAAUGGUGUUGUAGACAUUCUUUUGCUCCUAUAUGCGGAUGACACAGUUAUCUUCGCUCAUUCACAAAUUGACCUCUUACGCAAACUCAGGGCCCUCGAAGAGUAUUGUGAUCUAAACCAGCUAACGGUGAAUAAAGCAAAGACAAAAAUCUUAGUCUUCAAGGCAGCUGGGAGAAUACGCGACUGUCCUUGUCGUUACAGAACCUACAAGCAGUCUUGUCUGGAACUGGUCAAAAGUUAUACCUACCUUGGAGUUGAGAUUUCUACAUCAACUAGGGGUCUCACUGCCUUGAACUCAGCCAAUAAUAAGGCCAAGUGUGCUGCUGGAGCGGCUAUGUCUUUGCUAGCAAAAGCCAAGUGUGAUUCAUGGAGUGCGCAUAUGAAGAUUUACAACUGUAUGGUCUCGUCGGUAUUUUUGUAUGCUAUACCAGCCUGGGGUCUCUGGUAUAGAAAUUCAUUGGAACCUGCACAAACUUUCUUCUUCAAGAAAUUGUUCAAGUUGCCUAGAAACACGCCAGACUGGGCGGUGCGUUUAGAAUUUCGGCUCGACCCAGUUGCACUAAAGGCUAUGGGCUUUAUUUUGAGCUGGGUGAUAAAAACCUUAAAAGCAAAAGACAACUGUCUGCAUAAAGUAUGUCUGCUCCGACUUAUCAACUUAGCAAAAAACACCACUGCAUCAUCACCAUAUAACUGGGCAACUCAACUUAGAGACUUUCUGAUGGAAUGCGACGCUCUUGAUCUAUUCGAUUCUCUAGACCAUCAGCUUUGGGAAGCCAGAAGGGAAAAUAUACUUAAAAAAUAUCAAACCAUCCUGCACAGCGCAGACAUUACGGCUGCUCGGAACUCAUCAUCACUAGAAUUUCCACUCCAGCUACCAGACUCAUUCUCACCGACUGGGUACCUGGCGUUAAAGCUUCCACUCAACUGCAAACGCUUGAUAGCGCAACUGAGACUAUCAAAUAAGUACAACUGCUUCUUAAUAGUUAAUAACUUUCGAUCAAGUUUUAAUAGGAACUCUCCGUGUCAGCUUUGCAACUUGAAAGCACCAGAUAUUGUUGAGCAUCUUCUGGUUAGAUGUCCAUGCUUUUCAAGCUUCAGACACCACUUUCUACAAAACCUGCUGCGUAACGGCGAAUCUGCUUCCCAUCUUUUAUCUGUACCAGAUGCAAAAACGUUGUUUGCUAUUGUCAACUUCAUCACCAAGGCACUUCAACUCAGAGCCUGGGCUCUGUCAUUAUAA
Cotesia congregata is the source of this 3162-nucleotide messenger RNA. Lineage: Eukaryota; Metazoa; Arthropoda; Insecta; Hymenoptera; Braconidae. The record is from the annotation of a GenBank genome assembly.